Trichobilharzia regenti is the source of this 1981-nucleotide messenger RNA. Lineage: Eukaryota; Metazoa; Platyhelminthes; Trematoda; Strigeidida; Schistosomatidae. The record is from the annotation of a GenBank genome assembly.
GGAAUAUAUAAUAGUAGUAUUAUUAAUAGUAGAGUAAUUUCACGAAUAAUAUUUAGUUAGUAGAACAUAAAAAUUUAUACAUAUAUAAAUAAUUACAAUUAUUUUCACAUGGGUUGUGGAUUUAGUAAAACGCUAAGCAAUGAUCCUAUUCAAAUUCAUUGUUGUGUUAAUCCAGAAAAUGUAAUAAGUCCUGAUGGUGAAUGUAAUUCACGAAAACAUGAAGUAAUUACACCGCCAAAUAAAAGAGGAUCUACUAAUGAGUUAAUCACACCGAUAAGUACAGAUUAUGAUGAAAAAAUAACAAGUGAAUCAGAAGUCGAUGGAGAAGACGAUGAUGAUGAUGAUCAUGGCGAUGAUUUGAUUGAUGAAGGUUACAUUAAUGAAGAAGAAAUAGGAUUACUUAAAUGCACAGAAUCACCGAUACGUUUAACAACAAAAUCAGACUGUAAUAAAGUAUUGAAGACAAGUCCGUGUAAUGCAGAAAAUAAAAAAGGUUUUAUUUCAUUUGAUAUCAAUUUGAAUGAAUCAGACGAUGUAAUGCUAGAUAGUUUACACACAUGUCCAUUACCCAAACAUUUGAAACGAUUGGAACCGUUAGAUCGUACACCGAAAAUCACUACAGAAAUGUUGAUGGAGAAAUUAGAUAAAGCAGAGGAGAAAAGAAAAAAAGCUCUUGAAAGAUGGAAACAAAAAACAAGGAAAUAUUGUUCAUCUAAUCGUUCUGCACAUCAUAUGGGCGAUAUAUCAAAAGAAGACCGGUCAAUAACCAUUCGAACAGUGAACGAAACAGGGACUUUGAAUACACUGCCAAAUGAAUCACCUAUUAAAAGUGGAAGUUUAAAUAAGUCAAGAGAAGAAAAUUUUGAAAAAGAAAACAAUAUUAAACAAUCAAGUAAGCAAUCACCAAACACAGCUACCUAUUCAAUAACAGUAAAUUCAUCACCUUCAACAACUGGGGCAUCCUCACUAACAACAGCAACACCGACGAUGACAACGACGACAACAACAACACCAACCACACCGGCAACACCAACAGAGAUGAAAGAGAAUAGUCAAAAGAUUAAUCAAAGUAAUAACAGUAGUAGUAAUCUUGAGGAUCGUCUACUCAAACUGUUAUCUGGACAACACUAUAGCACAAAUGUCUCAUUAGAUACUCUGACUGGCUCUUCCAACUGUUUAAAACGACCAAAUUAUAAGUCUUCAUUACUGUCUAGGCAUCUACAUACAAGAAAUUACUAUCUGCAUACACUCAGAGAAGAAGAUAUUGAAGAAGAUCUAGAGGAUGAAGAUGAUGAGGAUGAUAGUGAUGAGGAUACUGACGAUAAUGAUGAUGAACUGAUUGAUGCCUGUGAUAAUGGAUAUGGUGAUAACAGUAGUAGUUGUAGUAGUAGCAGUAAAAAUAUUGAAACAAAACUCCGUAAAACACAGAUAAGUUCAGUGGAAGAAAACUGUCUACAAGCAAAAAAUCGUUUCUUAACAUAUCAAACAGGUAACAAAUAUCAUUACACGCCUAGUGUAAUUAAAAAACGAAAUCGUCCUAAAGGAAGCUGACAAUAAAGAACGAAUAGAUGGACAUUGGAAUAAAUAUUGUAAAAUGCAAAAUGAAAAUGCAAUGCUUUGUAAUUUAUUUUGACAUAAAGUUAACAUGAAGGUGUUAUUGGUUGUACAAAUGUUCUGUGUACCUUUUGCAUUCAUCAGUGAUGAUUAACAAUUCAUUAUUAUUACUAUUGUUCUUGUCGUUACCAUUACAAUUACCAGCCUUGCCAACUAUUAACUUUACAUAAGACAGUUUAUUGAGAGAAUGAUUUUUUUUUCUUUUUUCUUUUCACCUUUAUCCUAUUUUUAUUUUCAUCACAAUUCCAGCGUUUGCAUUUCUUAAAGCUAUUACACAUAAAUACUGUAUAUGUAUAUAAACCAGGAUGUGACAAAGGAAGGUAAACUAACUUUACUGUUUUCUUCUAUCCUUUUUGGUUAUUUUUUA